AUGUCUAUUGAUCCGAAGAGCGUACUAGGCCGCUACCGCCAGCUAGCCCCCUCUGCUUCAGUGCGAGUGUCCCCAAUGUGUCUAGGCACAAUGACAUUCGGCGGUACACACCCCGAGAAAUAUGGCGAAUGUAGCAAAGAAGAAGCAUUUGCAAUGAUGGACUUUUUCUAUGAAAACGGCGGCAACUUCUUCGACACUGCCAACGCCUACCAAGACGGCCAAUCCGAAGUCUGGCUCGGCGAAUGGAUCGCCUCCCGCAAAAACCGCGAAGAGCUAGUCAUAGCAACCAAGUACACCUCCGGAUACAUGCUACACUGCAAAGACAAGAUCCAAGCCAACUUCAUCGGCAACGGAACCAAGUCCAUGAAUCACUCUGUCGAUGAGUCCCUGCGCAAGCUGCAGACUACGUAUAUCGAUUUAUUCUACGUCCACUGGUGGGACUACACGACGUCGAUCCCGGAGUUGAUGCAGAGUCUGAACCACCUCGUUGUCUCGGGGAAGGUGCAUUACCUCGGUAUCUCGGAUACGCCUGCUUGGGUCGUGACCAAGGCGAAUGAGUACGCGCGCCAGAAUGGACUCCGGCAAUUCUCUGUUUAUCAAGGAAAGUGGAAUGCGGCGAGACGAGACCAUGAGCGAGACAUUAUCCCCAUGUGCGCCGAUGAAGGAAUGGGUCUGGCUCCGUAUGCGACAUUGAACGCAGGCAAUUUCCAGACGGCUGAGGGGUACAAGGCUCGCGAGAAGUCGAAUAAUGGCCGCAAAUUUAUCCCCGUUUGUGCGCGGGAUAAGCAAGUUGCUGCUAUUCUGGAGAAAAUUGCCAACAAGAAAGGUGGAGGCGUGACGUUAUUGAAUGUUGCGUUGGCUUAUGUGUGUCAUAAGGCGCCUUAUGUCUUUCCUAUUGUUGGUGGUCGGACUGUUGAGCAUUUGAAAGGUAGCAUUCCUGGAUUGGCCGUUUCACUAUCCAAGGAUGAGAUUGAGGAGAUUGAGACGGGAUAUGAAUUUGAUCAUGGAUUCCCUCAUAGCUUUUUGAGUGGUACUUUGUUUGACCUGUCUCACCCGAGAGGGGCUGCUGGUCCUGAAGAUGUGUGGUUGACCAAGCCAUGUGGUCCCUUUGACUGGGUUGAGCGUCCGAAGCCAAUAGGGCCUCGCCAAUCAUAG
Messenger RNA from Penicillium odoratum, 1155 nucleotides. RefSeq lists its product as uncharacterized. Bases 1 to 1155 code for a protein of 384 amino acids. The record is from RefSeq and is a predicted model, not a curated record. NCBI's taxonomy places the organism in Eukaryota, Fungi, Ascomycota, Eurotiomycetes, Eurotiales, Aspergillaceae. The transcript has a single exon.